GUUGAAAUAGCAAAUGUUGAUUCAGAUAGAACGCUUCCUUACAACUUCUGAUUUCGGAUCACAAAACUUAAACCUCGACCAUUAAAAUAUAACGUUCAAGUAAAAAAAAUGAUUGGGCAGAAAACUAUAAACUCGUUUUUUUCUCCGGUUGGGACAAAGAGAACUUUAGAAGCGAACAAACAGGACACCAAAGAGAAAGCGGAGAAUAAUGUGUCCCAGGUAAAAAAGCUGAAACCAACUAGCGAUAUGCCGCCGACUAUCACGACCCUGAGUCCGGAACAGCUGGACAAAAUCGAGAAGAGCAAGCGCGCUGCUUUGGAGAGGCUGGCUGCUCACAACGCACCGGAUGGAUUCGGCGAGAGUUGGCGGAAGGAGUUGAACGCAGAGUUUGGAAAGCCUUAUUUUAAAAGAUUGAUGUCCUUUGUGUCGGACGAAAGAAAGCGACACACUGUCUAUCCACCUGCUCAUCAGGUAUUCACAUGGACUGAGGUGUGCGCCAUUCGAGACGUGAAGGUGGUGGUUCUUGGCCAGGACCCAUACCAUGGUCCUAACCAAGCCCAUGGCCUUUGUUUCAGUGUCCAGAGACCUGUCCCGCCCCCUCCCAGCUUGGUGAAUAUGUACAAAGAACUGGCUGCAGACAUUGACGGAUUCCAGCACCCUGGACAUGGGGAUCUCACUGGGUGGGCUAAACAAGGUGUACUGUUGCUCAAUGCUGUGCUGACGGUUCGAGCGCAUCAGGCGAACUCCCACAAAGACAAGGGCUGGGAGGCCUUCACGGACGCCGUGGUGCAGUGGCUCAAUGGCAACCUGAACGGGGUGGUCUUCAUGCUGUGGGGGUCCUACGCUCAGAAGAAGGGCAUCGCUAUCGACAGGAAGCGCCACCAUGUCCUGCAGACUGUACAUCCGUCCCCGCUGUCUGCGCACCGCGGCUUCUUCGGAUGCAAACACUUCUCAAAGGCCAACGAGCUGUUGGCGAAAUCGGGGAAACGGCCAAUCGAUUGGACGGCGCUCUGAGAAAGUUUCGGAAGUUUCCAUAAGCUCAUUUGUCCGUUCCAAGUUGGCUAAGGGGGAAAUUACCUUGUAUAUACUGCCGUUAAGACUAGCUUUUUGAUCUGAAUGUUGAAAAUGUUGUCAUUGUAUCAUUAAAUUUCCUUUUUGCAUAUUUUCCAUAUUAAUUUCAUAUAGAUGUUUAAUAUUUUUCGUAUGUUCUAUAUGCAAAUUGUUUCCAUUGUUUUAAAACUACCUCAGUAUUACAAAGCUAUCGCCAUUAUAUAUUUUUAUUUUCAUUUUAAAUCUACAGUAAACAGUGAAACUCUACAAUCACUUGUCUUAUGUAUUUCCAACUGUAUUGCAAAUGCAUCAACACCGCAGUGAG
Molecule: messenger RNA, 1375 nt
Organism: Anguilla anguilla (European eel)
Lineage: Eukaryota; Metazoa; Chordata; Actinopteri; Anguilliformes; Anguillidae
Gene: unga
Product: uracil DNA glycosylase a
Exons: 7
Coding region: 109-1014 (301 amino acids)
Biological process (GO): base-excision repair, AP site formation via deaminated base removal; base-excision repair
Cellular component (GO): nucleus; mitochondrion
Molecular function (GO): uracil DNA N-glycosylase activity
Source: RefSeq, a predicted model, not a curated record